UGGUUAUAUGUCAGUGGGGUUAUGUUCUGUGGCACAGAAUCUGUGCUGGGUUGCUUUCAAAACAAACAAAUUUUUGUGAAAGAAAAUAAUACAUUUUUCUAUGGAAAACUUUAAUCCUGAUUCCUUAGAAACGAUAUGUAGGGUAUGCUUGAAGGAUAAAGGUCAAACAUAUUCAAUGCACUCGAGAAUUUCUAUGCCAGGUUCAGGUUUUAUUAGUGUGCCUGAAAUAUUUGAGAAGUUGGCUUUUGAAGAGUUUGAAACGAAUAUGUUAAUAUGUUCAGUUUGUACCAAAUUGAUUAUAUCAGCAUAUACAUUGAAAUUAAAUUAUGAUAAUGCUACAGCUGUAUUAAAAAAUUACCACAAUAAUAAACAAGAAUAUGAAAUUUUAAUGAUAAAAACUGAAGAACAACCCAACAACAGUUUUAUAAAUGAAAAUACUAAAGUAAAUGAUACUCUUGAUGAUAUCAAAGAACCAUUUAUUUUUGUAAACACUGAAACUCCAGUUGAUGAGCACAAAAAAGAAAGGAAAAAAAAGAAAAAAGCAACACAGCAGGAUAUUUCUCAAAGUGAUCCAAUUUUACACCCCUGUCCGAUAUGUCCUGCAGAAUUAUCAGCUGAAGACCUUAGAAAACAUGCUCACACUCACAAAACCUUAAAAAAAUAUUUAAACGUUAAAAAUCGAGUCCCAGAAACAAUACAAUUUUACGGCAAAAGAAAAGUGGGUAAAUUAAAUGUAUCCACACACGAAUGUACAUAUUGUGCCGAAACGUUCUCCGCUAAAGAUCUGAGAAUACACCUCUUAAAGCAUAGAAACGUGCAGGAAUAUAAAUGUGAUAAAUGUAGUAGAGUAUUCAAAAAAAUCAACCACUUAAACGUGCACAGGAUUUCUCAUUUCAAAGAGUUCCCGUAUAAUUGUGAGGUUUGCAGGAAGGGGUUUGUUAGUAAAAAAAACUACGAGUUCCACAUGUUGACGCAUUCGGAUGUGGAACUGCCGUUCGAAUGCGGUGAUUGUUCCAAGCGGUUCUACAAUCCCGAACACUUGAACAGACAUCGAUUGAUACACAUAGAGAAUGUGAGGUAUUCCAUGAAAUACAAAGUCUGCAAGUGCCGGCUUUGCCUGGUGUCUUUCAAGGACAAGGAGUCUCGCGAUAAUCACGUGUGCACCCCCGUGACGCCCAAAGUAAACAAAUACUUUUGCAAAACGUGCGAGCGCGGUUUCAAGUACAACUCGGAGCUGAACAACCACGUCAAACACACGCACGAAAUGGUGAAAAGUCUGUGCCAGGUUUGCGGCGAGCACGUCUCCAACAUAUACAGCCACAUGGUGAAGCAUUCCAGCGAGAAGCCGCACGCGUGCGAUCAGUGCGAGAAGCAGUUUCACACGAAAAGGCAGCUGAAGCAGCAUCAACUCGUUCACUCCGGCUUGAAACCGUUCGUUUGCAGCGUGUGCGCCAAAGCGUUUAAUAACAUUUACAACUUGCAAGUGCACGAAAGGAUCCACAAAGGCGACAGGUGUCAUGUGUGUUCGAUUUGCGGGAAAGGCUUUUUGGAGAAGUCCUAUUUGAAAAAACACAUGAAUACUCACUGAGCUAUAAUGGAUGUUUAUUGUGAUAGUAUUAUUUAAAAAGAACCUGUGAUACACUUGGAGAAAAAGCAGUACAGUCAGUCGCGCUAUUUAUGAACCUUGACUGAUUCGAAACGAAUGUAAGCAACCCAGAUUACACCUGGGUGUAAUACGGUUGCGUUAUGAGUUUUUACUCCCUAGUAGCA
This is a messenger RNA of Brassicogethes aeneus, 1770 nucleotides long. The record is from the annotation of a GenBank genome assembly. NCBI's taxonomy places the organism in Eukaryota, Metazoa, Arthropoda, Insecta, Coleoptera, Nitidulidae.